This is a messenger RNA of Petromyzon marinus (sea lamprey), 6197 nucleotides long. It is a transcript of the gene MSH3, whose product is annotated as mutS homolog 3. The record is from RefSeq and is a predicted model, not a curated record. NCBI's taxonomy places the organism in Eukaryota, Metazoa, Chordata, Hyperoartia, Petromyzontiformes, Petromyzontidae. Gene Ontology annotation, cellular component: nucleus. Gene Ontology annotation, biological process: mitotic recombination; somatic recombination of immunoglobulin gene segments; mismatch repair. Gene Ontology annotation, molecular function: ATP binding; mismatched DNA binding; ATP-dependent DNA damage sensor activity.
UGAGCGGGGGCAUAAGUAUAAAUGGGCGGAGCAUAGGUAUAAAUGGGCGGAGCAGCGCGACGAGUGGGCGGAACAUCGAAGAUUAGGCCUCGCGCCUCUCGGCUUUGGACUUCUUCCCUGCCACGGAGAGGCGUAAUUACCAAACGCAAAUGCCGCGCAACAGAAGCAAAAGAGCCAAGGCGUCUGCCACGCCGCGGGCCAAGCAGCAGCAGCAGCAGCAGGGGAUCAGCCACUACUUCACGAGGGCCGCCAGCGGAGCGAGCGCUUCGCAGCACGCGCGGGCGGAGCGCCAUGCGGAGGUAGCAGCGGUGGAGCUUACAGCAAAGAGAAAAACGAAAACGGAGAAAAAUGGUGUAAAAGAGAUUGUGCCACCGGCCAAAAAACCAAAACGAACCUGUGAAGCAUUGGAGGACGCUGAUGCGUUUGCAUCUUCCAGUGAUGAUCACGAGGAGACGCGUGAUACUCCAGCGGAGAAAAACUUGGCCCCCUCCACAGCAGAGAGGCUUCGGGGCUUCUCGUCAGAGGCUUUGGAAGAGGUUACGACACGAGCAUCAAGCAGAAAAGCUGGCUCACACAAGAGUCGGGAAGCCUUGGAUACAAGAAGUACCUGCACCACGUCUGACAUUAACCACAAUGCAACUGCGGAUGAGAAGUCACGUAGCACAUCGGCAUUCCUGAGAAGGUUUUUGUCGAACAGUGGACACUCGGAGAGACCGAAGGCGGUCGACUCCACACUAAAUAAGCGGACAAAAACCAUAUACACGCCCUUGGAGCAACAGUACCUGGAUAUUAAGGAGCAACACGGUGGUACUUUGCUGUUGGUGGAGUGUGGCUACAAGCACCGUUUCUUCGGGGAAGAUGCAGAGAUUGCAGCAAAAGAACUGAACAUCACCUGCCACCAAGACCACAACUUCAUGACGGCCAGCAUCCCGACGCAUCGUCUCUUCAUCCACGUCCGACGGCUUGUGGCCAAAGGCUACAAGGUCGGUGUGGUGAAGCAGACAGAAACGACUGCCCUCAAAGCUGCUGGUGAGAAUAAAAGUGCCCUCUUCAGCCGCAAGCUUACGGCCCUCUAUACCAAGUCCACACUUAUCGGAGAGGAUGUUGACCCAUUGGAUCGGCUUGGAGAGGAGCCGGAAGAAGAUGUGGAUCAAACUUCCUCGCCCAGCAGCUACCUGCUGUGCCUGAGCGAAGUGCCAAGCGGCUCCAGUACCCGACAGGGUGGUCAGAAUGUCACCUUCGGCCUGGUGGCAGUGCAGCCCAGCACUGGAGAGCUGCUGUUCGAUUGCUUCGAAGAUGGAAAGGCACGCCUGGAGCUGGAGAGCAGAGUGCUAUCACUGCAGCCCGUGGAGUUGCUCAUCCCAGCCGCUCUUUCCGACGAGACUGAGAGGUCGCUGUGCUCACUCACAGCCAAUAGCUCGCAGGGUGACGAUCGGGUACGUGUUGAACGUGUGGACGUUGAUUUGUUUGAGCACAGCCGUGCCUUCCAGGCCGUCUCGCGUUUCUUCGGGGCCGAGAGUUUGCAGUCCAACUGCAAUCAUGAUGAACAGAAGCUGUCCCAUGUGCUGGCUAUGGAGAAGCCCAUCAUUGCUUGCCUCGCGGUCCUUAUUCACUACCUAACGGAGUUUGGGCUGGAGAGGGUGCUUUACCUGUCAAGUAAUUUUCAGAAAUUUUCCAUGGAAAGUGAGUGCUUGCACAUCAAUGGAAUUACACAAAAAAAUAUGGAGCUUUUCCAAAAUCAGACCAACGGCAAGGUGAAGGGGAGCUUGCUGUGGGCUAUGGAUCGCACGUGCACUCCGUUUGGUCGCCGCAUGUUCAGGAACUGGCUUGGCCGCCCUCUCAUCUCAAUAAGUGACAUCAAUGCACGUCUGGACUGUGUGAGUGAAAUCCUGGCAUCGGAACACAUGGUGCUGAGCCGUGCUAAGGAAUUGCUCUGGAAGCUACCAGAUCUGGAACGUGGACUGACCAGCAUCUAUCACAGAAAGUGUUCAACAAAGGAGUUCAGCCUGAUUGCUAGCAGCCUGGAGAGACUAUGUACAGAGACUCACGCACUGGCCGCAUCCGCUCAGGACCAGCUUUCCUCUCCGCUCCUGCUCGGCAUCCUCCUGGAUGUGCCGCGUCGGCUGCAGCAUGUACAACACUACACCCGUGUGCUGGACAAACAGGCCGCCAAGGAAGGUGACAAGACACGGCUAUUCACGGACCUGACAGGCUUUCCCCGCAUGCUGAGGCGUAGCGAGGAGAUCCGGGCAGUCUUGGAAGAGCUCAGGGAACACCGUACUGAGGUCCGGCGGACUCUGCGUAGCCCAGCCGCCGACUACACCACCGUCUCCGGCCAAGAGUUUUUAAUAGAAGUGAGGAAUUCCAUGCUACACACAGUUCCUUCCAACUGGGUAAAGAUUGGCAGUACGAAGGCGGUGACUCGGUUCCAUACGCCUUUUGUGGUGCAGAAGUUCAAGCAGCUUUGCCAGCUCCGGGAGAAACUGCGAAUCGACAGCAACGCCGAGUGGCUGGGUUUCCUCACGCAGUUUGGAGAGCACUACCAUAACUUCCGUGCCGCUGUGGCACAGCUGGCCACACUCGACUGCCUCUUCUCACUCGCCGCCAUCGCGUCCAGAGACGGCUAUUGCAGGCCCGAGUUUGUCGAGGAGAAGAGUCUGAUUGUCAUCGAAAAUGGCCGUCACCCUGUAGUGGAGCUGCUCAUGGGUGACCAGAAUCAAUAUGUGCCCAACAGCACACACCUUGAUGCUGACGGGAAGCGAGCCAUGAUAAUCACAGGCCCAAACAUGGGUGGCAAAAGCUCGUACAUCCGGCAGGUCGCCCUCAUCGCUGUCAUGGCCCAGAUGGGUUCCUUUGUUCCAGCGAGCCAUGCCAAGCUGAGCAGCCUCCAUGCAAUUCACACCAGGAUGGGCGCAUCAGACAACAUCUACAAGGGCCACAGCACCUUCAUGGAGGAGCUGAGCGAAGCUUCGGAGAUCAUCCGCAAAGCGACGCGCCACUCGCUCGUGAUCCUGGAUGAGCUGGGCCGCGGCACAAGCACGCACGACGGAAUUGCCAUCGCUUACGCCACUCUGGAGUACUUUGUCAAGGAGGUGCAAUGCUUGACCCUCUUUGUUACACACUACCCUCCUGUGUGUGAAAUGGAGAGACUAAACGCGGAAGUUGUCAGCAAUUACCACAUGUCUUUUCUUCUCAGUGAGCCUGAGGAGACGGUGCAAGGGGAAGACGGAGAGAGGCUGGAGUCGGUGACCUUCUUGUAUCAGCUUACAGAAGGGCCAGCCGCUCGGAGCUACGGCCUCAACGUCGCGCGGUUGGCUGCCAUUCCUGAGCAGGUGUUGCACACUGCCGCUCAGAAAUCCAGGGAGCUGGAGGCUCACAUCAACAUGAAACGAAAGAACAUCAGCCACUUCUUAAGAGUCUGGGAUCUGGAAGAAUAUGAAGCUUCCAACCAAUUACAGACCUUGUUUUCCUGAUGCCGGCUGCUCAUGAUUGUCUUGCGCUCCUUUGCUAAAAAUUCCCUGUGAUGCAUAGGGGAUGAUGUGGAAUCGCGAUGCUAUCCUGUACAGCCGUGUCCUGCUGAAAUUGCAAUACCCGCAUUUCUGACUGUUGGUGAUGUUGCGCAUGCAUCAAAAGAACAAGGGUUAUGCAAAUAAGAAAGACACUGGAUAUACUUUGUAGGUUGUGAUCUCGGUAUUUUGUUAUUCAGUAGCACAGCCUGGAUUGAUAAUGGUUUUGCCAGUUAAAUGGUUACAGUGUAAGACGAACAAUUCUUCCCCAUUACAGGAAUGAACCACUGUACUCUGUGCUGCUGUUGUUGCUAUAUUUUUGCUGCUUUAUUUCCGAGCCAGUGCUGAUUUUUGUGAUUGGAAUCAUUCAAAUUAGCCGUCUGAGAUAUGACAACAUUUUUAUGAUGCAGACUAUAUUCAUCUUAAAUUACUGAUGAAGCAAACAUUGGAAAUGUUUAUAGAAAUGUAAUUGUAACAAAUUUGUUUUGAUAGUUGACUACAUCUUAAAACUAUAAAACCUGGAACAUUCUCUACGAUCAAAAUAUUUUUUUUUCAAAUUCACCUUUAAAAUCAUUUGGAAGAAGCCAACAUUAAACAUUGUUUACAUUUUCAAUAUGUAACAUUGUAAUUUAACUAGCCAGAUGUAUCCUGCCAUUACCUUUAAAGAAGGCAGAUUGGCACUUCUACUCGGCACAUAAUGUUAUGUAAUAGAUGUUUAAUGUUUACGAGUGUGUGCUUCUAAUGACCAAGUGGCUCGGUGUUUGAGGCCAUGCUUCCCCAGAGUUGAAAUGUUCACAUUUACUAUGCAACCAAUGUGAUUUUUUUUUUACCCUUGACAUUGUUAUAUUUGAAUGGGGAAUAUUGAUCGUGGAAGUAUGGAGGGGAAUAAACAUUUCUGGUAUAGACUUUCCCAACCCUCGUAUUGACAUUGAAUGUAGGAGAGGCUCAGGAUUCUAAUGUUUACUUCUGAGGUACCGGGUUCAAGACUUACUUGGAGGAGCCAAAUGGAAGUGAUGCAGCUCUGUCAGUCAUAUUGGACAUUCGCUACUUAAAUAAAAGAAGCCUACAAAAAUGCUUCACGAGCAGCUCAUGAAAGUUGUUGCCUAAUUAAUACACGACGUGUAUAGUGAAACACUCAGGCUUUCUUAAUGUAUUAUUAAGCAGGCAUCAUUGUAUAUAAUACACCAGUGAAUCCAAUGCUUUGGAGACGACGGUUGGUAGAUUACCGAUGUCCCAAACCCAAUGGGCUGAAUUGGCUAGAAGAUGACACUCCAGUACAUCGGUUUGUGAAUUUGUGUCUCAGGUCUUCCAAGUGUUAUCCAAAUUGGCAAAUUAGAAAACUACCCUCAAAAUUACUCAAUUGGACUUACACAUAGCAAUCAUCGCCCCCUAUUGGAAGAUGAAUGCCCAUUUCUCGGCCAGGUGUUGAGUCACCUUGUGCCCAGAGGGAGCAGCUGCCACAUGAGGGUGCCCUUUCAAACGUGUGCGAAAUUAUGUCAAGCGCUCUGACGCCCCGGCAUGAAGGGCGCUGUGUCAAAAGACAAUCAUUAUCCCCUCGUACGUUUGGGUUUUCUACGCUUGCCCUGGUUUCCUUCCACGUGCAAAACUUUCCUCCAAUAAAAUUGUUCAAACGUCAUGAGAACCCUCGUGAAAUGGCCUUGAGACCCAGUGAGGCUUUUCUACAUGAAUCGUUUUCAUUUGGGCAUUUAUUGAUGCAUCGUAUGAUUAAAACCAAAAUGUUAAAAUGAUACUAACUAUUUAGCAAACGAAUUACGACCAAUAAUCAUUGAAUUGCCAAGGAUGUAAAUUUUAUAAUGCAUUGUUGACUUGCCAUGCAUUAUGAUGACUUGCCACGGUUUAAACGGAAGGUAUGUGUAAUAAUUACUGAAAUAUGUAACAUUCCAUAAUAAUGUACAGCCCUUUUAUCAACCCACUACUGGAUGAAGGCUUCCCAGCAAAGUUUUGGCAAUGGUGGUUUACCACACCUCACCAUGCUGGUGAGUGCAUGUUCGUGAAGGAGGGGGCCAAGACCAAUUCCAAUAUCACUCCUGGAAUCAAACAUUGAUCGCCAGGCUCAAAACACAGUAUUGCACGCGAAUCACUACAACACAGCUCCGCCCCCUGUUUCUAAUUUCCUGCCAAAUGUCAUUUCCAUGCAGGUUACUAAAUUUUAACAUCAAUAUUAAUAACACUUCGGUGUGAAACUUUCAUGAAGCGGGUCAAUUAUUGUUGAAAGGAAAAAAAAAGGUUGCUCGUUGGAAUUUGUUGCCUCGGGGUUAAUAAACAAAGGCGGGUAGAAACAUGUGUAAAGCACUAAUCAAGGCAAGGAAAUGCAAACGUGAUGAGCUGGAUAAUUCCUUGGAAGUGUAGAUGGUUGCAUCCCAUGUAUGAUUGAUGCAUUACCUGGGGGAAUUGUGGGAAGCAGCCCUCACCGUGGUGACAUAAAACAUCCAUGAUUAAAACGGGUAAUUUCAAUAAAUGAAUACAUUGGAACUUUACGCAAGACCCUUGGUAAUAUGUUUGCACAUGUGUACUGUAUUUAUAAUACAUGGUCGGGGUACUUUUUUUAUUUAAUGCUUUCAAAAGACCGCGCACAUCACCUUUGAGCACUUGAGUGAAAAGCUUCAUCAACCGCUGUAUGCUUGUAACAAUGCAAAUGAAUGCUCGACCCAAUAAAAAAAACACUUCAUA